This is a messenger RNA of Morone saxatilis (striped sea-bass), 2089 nucleotides long. RefSeq names its product saccharopine dehydrogenase b (gene sccpdhb). NCBI's taxonomy places the organism in Eukaryota, Metazoa, Chordata, Actinopteri, Moronidae. The coding region runs from base 387 to 1472 and encodes 361 amino acids. The transcript has 12 exons. Gene Ontology annotation, biological process: glycolipid biosynthetic process. Gene Ontology annotation, cellular component: lipid droplet; mitochondrion; plasma membrane. The record is from RefSeq and is a predicted model, not a curated record.
CUUGACAGGGUGUACUGUGGCUAACUGAGACAGGAGUGUUCGCUGUCAGGCUCUUCACGAUCAAAUGUCACUGCCGCAGGAUACUUUACUCACUUGACUGACAGAGGCAGCAGUCUGAGUUGUUGUUGUUGGGGUCUGUUGGUGGUUAUGUAGCUAGAAGUGAACAAUGUUGAACUUGACCCCUAAAUACAAGGUCUUGUUGUGCUCCGAAAUAGCUAGUUAGCUUCACAGCUGGACCCCAGUCUGACUGACCAGCAAGUUAUUUUACAAUGAUAAAGGGACAUUUCUUAUUUAUGCUGUAACUAUAAUGGGGCACAGCAUUUGAGGACACAGCAUCACCCUCCCAGCUUAAUACCGCAGCACUGACACAAAGAUGAUAUGAUGCUAUGCCAGAGCUGAGGACGGACAUUGAAAUCAUCGUUGCCGAUGUGUCUAUUGAGGAAUCGCUGGCCGUCAUGUGCCAACAAGGCCUGGUGAUUCUCAACUGUGUGGGACCUUACAGAUUUUAUGGCGAGCCGGUGGUCAAAGCUUGCAUUGCAAAAGGAGCUCACUACAUUGACAUCUGUGGCGAACCUCAGUUCCUAGAGCGUAUGCAGCUAGAGUACCACACUAAGGCCUUGGACAGAGGAGUGUAUGUGAUUGGCAGCUGUGGCUUUGACUCCAUACCGGCAGACCUGGGUAUUCUCUAUACACAGAGGCAGUUCAAAGGAACACUGACAGCUGUGGAGAGCUUCCUGAAAAUCAGCAGUGGGUCUGAGGGAAUGUCUGGCCACGAUGCCACUUGGCAGUCUGCUGUGUAUGGUUUCGCAGACAGCGGAUCCCUCCGCCAGCUGAGAAAGAAGUUUGGCCACAAGCCGCUGCCUGUGGUGGGAGCCAAAGUCAAAAAGCGGGGCUUUAUGUUUUUCAGCAAGGAGAUCGGGCAGUAUGCCAUCCCAUUUAUGGGUUCUGACCCCUCAGUAGUCAAGAGAACCCAGCGUUUCCUUCAUGAGGAGGAACAGCAGUCACCGGUCCAGUACAGUGCCUACGUCGGGGUCGGUGGCCUCUUCUCAGUAGUUAAGCUCUUAUGUGGUGGCCUGCUCUUCUGGUUCAUGGUCAAAUUCAGCCUGGGCAGGAAACUCCUCACUAUGUUUCCAUCAUUCUGCUCCUUUGGCUUGUUCACCAAGUCUGGUCCAACCAUGAAACAGAUAGAAGACACCUGUUUUAGCCUGACAUUUUUCGGGGAGGGCUACUCAGAGGGUACAGAUCCCACACAGGGCCAACCCAACACAAAGAUCUGCACUCAGGUCAUAGGAGCAGAGCCUGGUUAUGUAGCUACAGUUUCUACUAUGGUACAAGCAGCCGUAACCUUGCUGAAUGAAGUGCACUCUCUCCCCAGGAGGGGAGGGGUGUACACUCCAGGAGCCGCCUUCCAUAAAACCAGUCUCAUCGACCGCCUCCAUAACCACAGCAUCAAGUUCUCAGUCAGAAACUAGCAGUAGCCCUUUAACAGUAACCGCUUUGAGGGUCGCACCACCUUCUAGCUACAGUAUAUUGUAUUUGUCCACUGGAGAUGCCUCAAAGAGUUGCCUGACUCUUUGACCCAGUCAACAUGACCACUUUUUACAGUGAUUGUAACUGUAAAACAUCUGAUUCGAAUUCCACUAAUGCAGAGAGAGGUUCAUUUUCUUGCUCAAGGACACUGGCUACCGCCUAGCUGUGCCUUUCUCCUUUUUCUUUUGUGUUUUUUAAUCUGGAUGAAUGGAAAUACAAUUCCAUCAGUAGAAAGUUUUCUCUUAAUACCCUGAGGACUGAUCACACAUCACUGCUGGUUCUCUACAAUAAGCCAUAUCUUACACACUAAUUUGUUGACUGCAUUUGUGAGAAUACACUGGGGUGAUUUUAUCAAAUUUGGUUCAAGAAUCUUAGUCAGCAUGUAAAUUUGUACAUGAAAUGUAAAACACAAAACGCUAAAUUUGAUAUUUAAAACACACCGGAGAAUUAUAAUUGAAUAGAAACUGUGUACAGUGAAUAUUUGAAUGUGUAUUUGAUUUUUUAAAUAUAUUUUUAUUAUAGUUUUCGAUUAAUACCGUAAUAAAGCACUGGAAUGAUA